Molecule: messenger RNA, 5610 nt
Organism: Rana temporaria (common frog)
Lineage: Eukaryota; Metazoa; Chordata; Amphibia; Anura; Ranidae
Gene: GPC1
Product: glypican 1
Exons: 9
Coding region: 733-2394 (553 amino acids)
Biological process (GO): regulation of protein localization to membrane; cell migration; negative regulation of fibroblast growth factor receptor signaling pathway
Cellular component (GO): synapse; plasma membrane; cell surface
Molecular function (GO): fibroblast growth factor binding
Source: RefSeq, a predicted model, not a curated record
CUGGAGUUGAAGCUUCAUUCUACACGGGAGGUGCGGGGACAGCAGGCAGCAUCAGUCAGCGAGCGCACAGCAGCAGCAGCAGCCGCCGCAUCCCUCUCCUCCUCCUCCUCCUAGACCGGGGGAGAAGGGGCAUCACCUUGUCCCGGAUUAGAGGGACCCCCUCCCCAUCAUACACAGCGGCAGAAUGGAGGAGGACACCGCACACUGACCCCCCGGAGCAGAAGGCAGGCAGGGAGAAUCAUGUAGACAUGGUACAUUGCACAAAGGAGCCCAAGUGAUUGCAAUGAGCGCUGCCACCUCUAUAGAGAAAUAGGUCAUUGGAUGUGAUUGCUGGAAUCCAGUGCUAAUUCAAGGACUACACCCCUUCAUCACAAGUGUCCCCCCUGCCUGGCUCCAGCUUCAUUCCAUUGCAGUGUCCCAGCACUCUGCAUUCCUGGCCUUCAACUGUGCCCACUCUGUGCCACAUCCUGGACAUGCCCAUGUUCACCCAUUGUGUCUUCUAUGGAUCCUGGGGCCCCUGUGUGCCCCUGAUAUCAGCACCUAGCACCCACAACAUUUGCUAGCUGCUGUCAGUGUGCUCUCCAUAUACAAGUCCUGUAGGAGCAGAUCUGAGGGCUUCCUGGCAUUGCCAGCUGGGCUGUGCAUGCUUGCUUCCUUUGCCUCUGAACUCCAGCUUCCCAACUCUUCCAGUGACAUUUCUUGGCUGGUACACGUAGCCCAUCCGCAGAGGACAUGGAGAGGAUGUGUGGAUACUCAUGGUGGCCUCUUGGACUGGUCUUCUUGGUACAUUGGGCAGCAGGAGAUACAGGGAGCAAAGCCAAGAGCUGUGAAUCGGUGAGACAGGUGUACAGUGCCAAGGGCUUUAACCUCAAUGGGGUACCCCAGUCAGAGAUCUCAGGUGAGCAUCUGAGGAUCUGUCCACAAGGCUACACCUGCUGCACCUCGGAGAUGGAGGAAAACUUUGCCAAUAUCAGCAAAUUAGAGUUUGACAACUCACUGCGAGACUCCAGCCUGUCAGUGCAAAGCCUGCUCAUCUUACAGAACAAGAACUUUGAUAGAUACUUCCAGGACCUGUUGAAUAAGUCGGAGCAGACGCUCCUGGAGACUUUCCCUAGCCGUUAUGGGGAGCUGUACAGCCAGAACGAUGGGAAGAUUUUCAAAGACUUGUAUUCAGAGCUGCGUCAGUAUUACCGCGGCUCUGGAGUUAACUUAGAGGAGGCAUUGACAGAGUUCUGGAGCCACCUGCUGGAGCGUGUCUUCAAGGCACAGAACCCCCAGGUCACUUUUUCCUACGAGUAUUUGGACUGUUUAGCUAAGCAGUAUGACCAGCUUAAGCCAUUUGGGGACAUUCCAAGGGAAAUGAAGCUAAAAGCCACCAGGGCAUUUAUUGCUGCCCGUUCAUUUGUCCAAGGACUAGCAGCUGCUGCAGACAUAGUCAAGAAAGUCACCCAGGUUCCUAUGAGCAGAGAAUGCACACGCGAAGUCAUGAAACUGUUGUACUGUCCAUUGUGUCGGGGCCAUGCUAAUACAAAACUGUGCGAUAACUACUGCUGGAAUGUCAUGCAGGGAUGUCUGGCUAAUCAGGCAGAUUUGGACUCUGAAUGGAGAAAUCUGAUUGAGUCUUUAUUGCUAGUUGCGGGCAAGUUUAAUGGAGCUGCUGGAGUGGAGUACAUUGUGGGAACCAUCCAUACAAAGGUUUCUGAUGCUAUAAUCUACAUGCAGGAGAACAAGGAUUUAAUAACCAACAAGUUGUUUAAAAGUUGUGGAAACCCCAAAAAGGGUGGCAAGACUCCCAAAGCAGAGGAGAGACGGAGAAAGGGAAAGGCUGCCCAGGAAGAUAAAUCUACAGUGCCCAGCAUGGAAAACCUGGUAUUAGAUGUAAAAGCGACACUCAGUGACAUUCAGGAUUACUGGAUAUCAUUACCAAAUUUAUUCUGCAAUGAAAAGACAAUUGCUGGUCAAGGCAAUGAAGACAAGUGCUGGAAUGGAAUGGCCCGAGCUAGGUACAUGCCAGAACGGAUGGGCAGUGGCCUUGCCAACCAAAUAAAUAACCCUGAGAUUGAUGUAGAUAUUACCAAGCCUGAUAUGACCAUCCGUCAGCAGAUCAUGCAGCUGAAAAUCAUGACAAAUCGUCUCCGCAAUGCCUACAAUGGAAAUGAUGUGGACUUUCAGGACACAAGUGAUGACAUCAGCGGAUCAGGAAGUGGAGACGGCUGCACUGACAGCGUCUGCGUCAAAACAUCAUCAGGAGAUGCUUCCGUAGUUCACACACAGACACAUAUCACUCACAAUUCCAAAUCAUCAGAAGAGACAGAAAACAGUGCUUACCUUCACUCAUGGAGCCGCCUUCUGCUUGCCGUGGCUUUGCUUGUGGCAUUUUCUGCCCGAUGGUAACUUCUGUGAAUUUCAUAUAAAAGGGAAUGAUGUUUACUUCACCCUGUCCAAAUAAACUCGACCUUCUCAGUUUGGAUGUAGAUGACAAUGGAAAGGGAGCGAGUGCUGGAGAUUAGGCCUCUAUAACACUGUGUUCUUCUACAGGCUCACAAUGUCUCCAUACCUGUACAUUUUUUGUAAUUGUGUGUAUUUUAUUUUCAGAUACAGAUAAACCUUAUUGGGCUGUUUUUUUAUUUUUUAUUCUUUGAUUGAUAGCACAAUAUUGUUAUAAGUGGCAUAAAGCCGCACUAAUACAGUGUCUCUUUUCUAAGAUUACAAAAAUAAAAUAUGUGGAAAAAUGUAAAAUAUUUAUUAGUGCAACUACACACAUUUCUCUGCCUAUAGAACUGACAGAUUCAGAGAAGCAUUGUAUGUAGUUUUCUUUAUGUUUCUAUAUAAAGAAGGUUUCUCUUUAUUUCUGUCACCAGGCAUGAUUUUGUGGAGAGGCAUCUUGUCACCACAGAUUUUGUUUAGUCUAUUGAAGCAGUUGUCCUAGUACAAGAGGUUAAUAGACUGUACAUAAGGAAAUGGAAAAGAGCGCUUGCUUACUUAUUCAGUAUUGUAGUCAUCUGCAUCACAAAACUGUAAACACAGACUGAGAGCUGGUUCCCCGGGAAGAGAGCUCUGCUCUGCUUCUCACUUGCUAUUGACUAGUGCUUAAUAGGCCUCAGCCAAUGAACUUCUGACUGCUCCCCUCCCUGCGCUGCAGCCAAUCAUCUUCAGACUUAUCCCCUCCCUCCACUGCACCAAGUGACCUGAAGACUCCUUCCAUCCCUCUGCUGCAGCCAGUGAUCUGCAGAAUUCUCCCAUCCCUCUGCUGCAGCCAGUGAUCUGCAGAAUUAUCCCAUCCCUCUGCUGCAGCCAGUGAUCUGCAGAAUUAUCCCAUCCCUCUGCUGCAGCCAGUGAUCUGCAAAAUUCUCCCAUCCCUCUGCUGCAGCCAGUGAUCUGCAGAAUUAUCCCCUCCUUCCACUGCAGCCAAUGAUCUGCAGACUUCUCCACUCCCUCCACUGCAGCAAGUAACCUGAAGACCCCUCCCUCUGCUUCAGCCAAUGAUAUAGAGAUUCCUACACUGCAGCCAAUGAUCUUCAGAUUUUUUCUAUCCUGCAGCCAAUGAUUUGCACACUUCACUUCUCUCUCCGCUGUAGCCAAUAAUCCUCAGACUCCUCUUCUCCCUCUGCUGCAGCCAAUGAUCUGCAGACUUCUUCCGCUGCAGCCAAUGAUUUUCACACUUCUCCCCUCUCUCUGCUGUAGCCAGUAAUCUGCAGACUCCUUUUCUCCUCCUAAUGCAGCCAAUGAUCUUCAGACUCCUUCCCUUUCCUAUGCUAAAGCCAACGAUCUGUAGGCUUCUCACCUCGCUCUGCUGCAGCCAAUCAUCUUCAGACUCAUGCCCUCCCUCUGCUGCAGCCAACAGUCUACAGACUUAUUUCUUCCAUUGCAGCCAAUGAUCUGCAGAGUUCUCCACUCCUCCUGCUGCAACCAAUGAUCUGCAGACUUCUCCCCUCCUCCUGCUGCAACCAAUGAUCUGCAGACUUCUCCCCUCCUCCUGCUGCAACCAAUGAUCUGCAGACUUCUCCCCUCCCUCCGCUGUAGCCAAUGAUCUACAACCUCUUCCCCUCCCUCCGCUGUAGCCAAUGAUGUACAGCCUAAUCCCCUCCCUUUGCUACAGUAAAUGAUCUGCAGACUUUUUCUCUCCCUCCGCUGCAGCCAAUAAUCUGCAGACUCCUCCCCUUCCUCUGCUGCAGCCAAUGAUCUGCAGAACACUCCACUCCUUCUCUUGCUGUGUUAGUUUGUAUCAUUGUUAGAGACAGGACUGACAAGAGAUUGACAAGGGCAACUCAGGGGAGGCAAUGUAAACUUAUUUUGCUACUACUACUGAGAAAUCACCCAGCUUUACUUACUUACAAUAUUAACAAAUUCAUAGAGUGACUGUACAAACCUGUAUUCAUUUUAUGGUUCAAGUAGAACUAUGGGCAAAAAAUAAAUAAAUACAUAUACUUUGUCAAUAGCAUUAUCACAACAGUUUUUUGGGGUCUUUCACAUUCAUGGGGCCUUCUGAAGAGCGAUCCAUGUGUGGGUCGCUUUUAAGAGGGCAUUUGACAGGUAGUGAAGAGGCGUUGUAUGGUUUCCUCACCGCCUGAUUUAACCCUGUAAUGCUGCAAUUGCAUGCAUUGCACAUGGUCACAGCACAGCCCCAAUGAACUCAAUGGGUGAGUUUAUCAAGUGCUGCAAGUCAAGUUAAAAAAAGCCACGGCUGCAAAGGAAAUCGCCAUGGCAUGUGUACAGCCCUGCCUGGCCGUACUGGGUGAGCAGCAGGGGGGCAGUAAAGCUGCAGCUCGGUCAGCCAUUUUUUAGUUCCCCGCAGUGGCUGUCUGAAAGAGCCCAAACAUAGUUUAAUUGCCUGUUGACCUUGCCAAAAGAUUCAAUAUUUUUCUACUUUCUGUAACAGGCCACGUUGUCCAGAGGCAGUUACAGUGUUGGGUGAAAUCAUAUUACACUGGCAGGGAUGUUUACAACAGCUUUUAUAUUUAUGGUUUAAACCUUUUUUUUCAAAAGUAGAAUCCCCCUGAGGAAGCCAUGUGCCCUGUGAUGAACGCAAAGGGGGAAGGGCUUGGAUGAUGUCACAGUGCUUGAUUUUACAUGACAACUGUUGCUGUAACUGCUUACAAAGUUUUAUCUAGAGUUUUUUUUUUUUUUGUCUUGUAUGUUUUUUUAAGUCCACUGAAAACUACAAUGUCCAUCUAAGACCAUCCUGUCACCCAUGUCAGGAAGUGGAACAACAAUUUACAGAAUUAACAAGUGGUAAAACAGGGGUGACUGCUUAAUUUUGCCCAUAGUUCCGCUUGCAGUACAUUUGGAAAAUUGACUUUGCUGGGUACAAGACAUAAGCAGCGAACGAUAUGCACACUUUUUGUUAUCUGGUGACAUGGGGGUUACCAAUAUUUGCUGCCUUCUGUUGCUAAACUGGGUUAAUUUGGACAAUUUUGUAUUAACAGAUUUGGAGAAAUGUAGGGAUUUCUCUGGUCUAGGACCAACGUGUAAAUUUGCUUGUUGACAUAAAAAUGAUUUUGUGAUUUGUUUCUAAUUUAACCAAACAUAUCACUGAUUCAAACUAUCGAAAUAAAAAUGUAAUAUAAUCUUAAUAAACAGGCAUUUUUAUGCUUUACAAAAUAGGUAGUA